This is a messenger RNA of Necator americanus (New World hookworm), 288 nucleotides long. RefSeq lists its product as uncharacterized. The record is from RefSeq and is a predicted model, not a curated record. The coding region runs from base 1 to 288 and encodes 95 amino acids. The transcript has 2 exons. NCBI's taxonomy places the organism in Eukaryota, Metazoa, Nematoda, Chromadorea, Rhabditida, Ancylostomatidae.
AUGGAAGCAUCGCGAGAGUACAAAAUGCUGUUGUGUUUCACUUUCAUCAAUUUGAAGAAAGAAUUUCAUACAGUUGAGACCGAAGCGGUCAUGGACGCCUUGGACAACCAAGGUCCUUACUCCAUACAUAAAGAUACUUCUGCCACUUUCGAGAACGCGAUGCGAGGAUUGGAAUUAGAUGACAUGGGAGUGAAAAUUGACGGCCGGCAUUUACACCAUCUUCGUUUCGCUGAUGACAUCGUUCUUAUAACAGCAAGCAUCAGUCAGGCGGAACGAAUGCUGGCCUAA